AUGAUUUCGAUUAUCUUUGCUGUGGUCGUUGCGACCUUUGCAGUUAGCUCGGCGCAUCCAAUGGAGAAGCGACAGGCCAAUGGUCCAUGGAGUUUAUAUGCCUAUGGCAGCAAUAUUGACGGGUUGCCUAUCUUCUAUGCGGAUGGCCAAGCUCAGAUCGGUAAUCUGGCCAUGUCAAACGCAACCAGCAAGUUCCCAGUUUCUUUGACGUUUGGCGACAACCGAAACACCUGGGUUGCUCACCCCGAUACCACGAAUACCAUUGCAGAAUCUGCAGUAUUCACCACAGCGGGUGUAGCCUCCAGCACCAAUCUGUUGGGACUGAGCGAUACUGGCUCGAUGGCUUGUCCGGUCAUCUUUACCUCCCCAAGCGGCCAGCCGAAUAAUAACACAGUUGCGACGAACACAAGCGUGUCGGCACCACAAACCAAUGUGUGGACUUUAUAUGGGAAAUAUGUUAUGUGCAGCCAGGACAACGUCAACUUUUACGCCCAACCUACCGGACAAGAUGGAUGGUAUAUCUUGCUAUGGAGUGCAACGGCAGAUGCAGCUCUUAGGAAUAUUCCGGUGACUCUGAGAACCAUCGGCCCUGCCUCUGGCUAA
Molecule: messenger RNA, 603 nt
Organism: Penicillium verrucosum
Lineage: Eukaryota; Fungi; Ascomycota; Eurotiomycetes; Eurotiales; Aspergillaceae
Exons: 3
Coding region: 1-603 (200 amino acids)
Source: RefSeq, a predicted model, not a curated record